GCGGGGGUGUCCUUUGAGGAGGUGGCCGUGUAUUUCACCCCGGGGAGUGGACCCUGCUGUGCCCAGCCCAGAGAGCUCUGUACAAGGAAGUCAUGCUGGAGAAUUAUGGGAACGUGGCCUCUCUGGGAUCUCUGGUUGCCAAACCUGACCUCAUAUCCUGGCUGGAAGAAGAGGAAGAGCGAUUUCUUCUGGCUUCCGAUGAAGAGGAGGGAUCGGCAGGAUCUCUGGUAGCCAAACCUGACCUCACAUCCUGGCUGGAAGAAGAGGAAGAGCGAUUUCUUUUGGCUUCCGAUGAAGAGGAGGGAUCGGCAGUUCUUUCAACAGGAGACGUGUGGUGGUCAGCAAGUAAAGCCGAAGAAUACCCACUGAUGGAAAAAGAGGCUACGUAUUUAGAUGUGAAAGAAGAGUUUGAAUAUUUGGAUACACCAAGGAAGGAGGAGGGAAAACACCCACCCAAAGGGAAGAAUAAUUCUGGUCCUUUACAGAAAGAUGACUUUCCAUGGGAAAAAAUAUGUCAAGGAGACAACAGGAAGGAGUGUGCUGCAAGCAACGAAAUUUCCACUGAAAUAUCAGUUAUUGAUAUUCAACAAAGAAUGUGUAACAGGAAGAAAAUACAUAAAUGCCUGGAGAAUGGGGAAAGCUUCAGUCAGAGUUCACACCUUCAUACUCAUCAAAAUAUUCACACAGGGGAGAAACCAUACAAAUGCCUGGAGUGUGGGAAAAGCUUCAGCCAGAGUUCCAGUCUUACUUCCCAUCAAAGAAUUCACACAGGGGAGAAACCAUUUACAUGCCUGGAGUGUGGGAAAAGCUUCAGUCGGAGUGACAGUUGUAUCUCCCAUCAAAGAAUUCACACAGGGGAGAAACCAUAUAAAUGCCUGGAGUGUGGGAAAAGCUUCAGUCGGAGUUCAUACCUUAAUGGCCAUCAAAGAACUCAUAGAGGGGAGAAACCAUAUAAAUGCCAGGAGUGUGGGAAAAGCUUCAGUCAGAGUUCACACCUUCAUGCUCAUCAGAAUAUUCACACAGGUGCAAAACCAUAUAAAUGCUUGGAAUGUGGGAAAAGCUUCUCUCAGAGUUCACACCUUCAUGCUCAUCAAAAUAUUCAUACAGGUGAGAAACCAUAUAAAUGCCUGGAGUGUGGGAAAAGUUUCAGUCAUAGUUCACACCUUCAUGUUCAUCAAAACAUUUGCAUGGGGGAGAAACCAUACAAAUGCCUGGAGUGUGGGGACAGCUUCUGUCAGAGUUAUGGUCUUACUUUACAUCAAAGAAUUCACACAGGUGAGAAACCAUACAAAUGCCUGGAAUGUGGGAAAAGCUUCAGCCAGAAUUCCAGUCUUACUUCCCAUCAAAGAACUCACACAGGGGAGAAACCAUACAAAUGCCUAGAUUGUGGGAAAAGUUUCAGUCAGCAUUCCAGUCUGACUAUUCAUCAACGAAUUCACACAGGUGAGAAACCAUAUAAAUGCCUAGAGUGUGGGAAAAGCUUCAGUUACAGAGGAAGCCUUACUUCCCAUCAAAGAAUUCACAAAGGGGAGAAACCAUAUAAAUGCCUAGAGUGUGGGAAAAGUUUCAGUCAGCAUUCCAGUCUUUCUUGCCAUCAAAGAAUUCACACAGGGGAGAAACCUUAUAAAUGCCUGGUGUGUGGGAGAAGCUUCAGUGAGAGUGGAAAACUUACUUCCCAUCAAAGAACUCACACAGGGGAGAAAUUGUAUAAAUGCCUGGAGUGUGGGAAAAGCUUUAGUCAGAGUAACACUCUUAUUUCCCAUCGAAGAAUUCAUACAGGGGAAAAACCAUAUAAAUGCCUGGAGUGUGGGAAAAGCUUCAGUCGGAGUGACAGUUGUAUUUCCCAUCAAAGAAUUCACACAGGGGAAAAACCAUACAAAUGCCUGCAGUGUGGGAAAAGGUUUCGUCGGAGUGGACACCUUACUUCCCAUGAAAGAAUGCACACAGGGAAGAAAAUACAUAAAUGCCUGGAGAGUGGGGAAAGCUUCAGUCAGAGUUUACACCUUCAUACUCAUCAAAAUAUUCACACAGGGGAGAAACCAUACAAAUGCCUGGAGUGUGGGAAAAGCUUCAGCCAGAGUUCCAGUCUUACUUCCCAUCAAAGAAUUCACACAGGGGAGAAACCAUUUACAUGCCUGGAGUGUGGGAAAAGCUUCAGCCAGACUUCCAGUCUUACUUUGCAUCAAAGAAUUCACACAGGGGAGAAACCAUAUGAAUGCCUGGAGUGUGGGAAAAGCUUCAGUCGGAGUUCAUACCUUAAUGGCCAUCAAAGAACUCAUAGAGGGGAGAAACCAUAUAAAUGCCUGGUGUGUGAGAAAAGCUUCAGCCAGAGUUCCAGUCUUACUUCCCAUCAAAGAAUUCACAAAGGGGAGAAACCAUAUAAAUGCCAGGAGUGUGGGAAAAGCUUCAGUCGGAGUUCACACCUUCAUGCUCAUCAAAAUAUUCACACAGGUGCGAAACCAUAUAAAUGCUUGGAAUGUGGGAAAAGCUUCUCUCAGAGUUCACACCUUCAUUCUCAUCAAAAUAUUCAUACAGGUGAAAAACCAUAUAAAUGCCUGGAGUGUGGGAAAAGUUUCAGUCAUAGUUCACACCUUCAUGUUCAUCAAAACAUUCACACGGGGGAGAAACCAUACAAAUGCCUGGAGUGUGGGGAAAGCUUCUGUCAGAGUUCUGGUCUUACUUUCCAUCAAAGAAUUCACACAGGUGAGAAACCAUAUAAAUGCCUGGAAUGUGGGAAAAGCUUCAGCCAAAGUUCCAGUCUUAUUUCCCAUCAAAGAACUCACACAGGGGAGAAACCAUACAAAUGCCUGGAGUGUGGCAAAAGCUUCAGCCAAACUUCCAGUCUUACUAUUCAUCAACGAAUUCACACAGAGGAGAAACCAUAUAAAUGUCUAGAGUGUGGGAAAAGCUUCAAACGGAGUGACAUUCUUACUUUGCAUCAAAGAAUUCACACAGGGGAGAAGCCAUAUAAAUGCCUAGAGUGUGGGAAAAGCUUCAGUUACAGAGGAAGCCUUACUUCCCAUCAAAGAAUUCACAAAGGGGAGAAACCAUAUAAAUGCCUAGAGUGUGGGAAAAGUUUCAGUCAGCAUUCCAGUCUUUCUUGCCAUCAAAGAAUUCACACAGGGGAGAAACCAUAUAAAUGCCUGGUGUGUGGAAGAAGCUUCAGUGAGAGUGGAAAACUUACUUCCCAUCGAAGAACUCACACAGGGGAGAAACUGUAUAAAUGCCUGGAGUGUGGAAAAAGCUUUAGUCAGAGUAACACUCUUACUUCCCAUCGAAGAAUUCAUACAGGGGAAAAACCAUAUAAAUGCCUGGAGUGUGGGAAAAGCUUCAGUCGGAGUGACAGUUGUAUUUCCCAUCAAAGAAUUCACACAGGGGAAAAACCAUACAAAUGCCUGCAGUGUGGGAAAAGGUUUCGUCGGAGUGGACACCUUACUUCCCAUGAAAGAAUGCACACAGGGUAGAGGAGAUAUUUUGCAUAUUCAUGAUUUUAAUUAUAUUUAUGAAUGUUUA
Heteronotia binoei (common prickly gecko) is the source of this 3513-nucleotide messenger RNA. Its product is annotated as zinc finger protein 721-like. The record is from RefSeq and is a predicted model, not a curated record. The transcript has 5 exons. NCBI's taxonomy places the organism in Eukaryota, Metazoa, Chordata, Lepidosauria, Squamata, Gekkonidae. Gene Ontology annotation, biological process: regulation of DNA-templated transcription. The coding region runs from base 93 to 3464 and encodes 1123 amino acids.